AUGGUCACUUUGACCUUUGGCAUUCUCAAGACUUUUUUCGACUUAUCCUGUCCGGAGGCUCGCAUCCCGCACACCCUGCUGUCCGAUAACGCCUACCUGUUCAAUCAAGCUCAAGGAUCCUUCAACGCAUACUAUGAGUUAGUAGGAGAUUGGGUAUUCACAUAUAAAGGGAGCAAGUGUGCCCUCAACCCAGACGGGUCUCUAAAGGACGCCAAAGACAUUGUUUUUUACAACGAUCCUGAUGAUGCCGUCCCCAUUUCCGCUCCAUCCUCCUCUGCCCAGCCACCCACAGACGCCUUCUCUGUGCUACUGCAGACUGGACACAAACCAGUGCCACUUACUGCAGGUGCUCGACGCUCCAUUCGCACCUCUAAACCUUCUGCUCGCCUUCGUGAUUCUGACAACGCUUGUUCUUCAACAAGCCGCAAGCGCGCAUUAUCUAGUGCAACCGAGCAACUAGUUAGGAAGAAGGUUGUGUUACAGCUCUCCGCUCCAUUAUCUGAUGACGACACGGAUAUUGAUACUGACCAUGGUGCUGGUCAAUCAGAUGAGGCCGAGGACGAAGAUGUACCAGCACCUGAGGACGAACCUGAGGACGAACCCGAGGAUCUUCAAGACACCACCAUCCGAGCCGCUUUAUCAAAGAGUGAGCGCAGCGCUGAUAUUCGAACAAUCUUCACUCGCGACGACAAACAUUCUCUCUUCGAUGACUAUUAUACACCGCCGAGUCGAACACCUACUACCAAUGAGCAAUCCGCUCCGCCGACGAGAGCUGCCAGUGUACGCAAGCACUAUGGUGACGAUUGGAUGUGUGAGGCUAUUAGGACGCGUAAGACAUCAGACCACCUUACUCACAAUCCUCGUCAAGAGCUCAACAUGUACUUGUCUUCGCCACUAGAGGAGACUGAUGACAUUGUGGCCUGGUGGGGGCUUCACUCGCUGCAAUACCCUACACUCGCGCGCAUCGCGCGAGACUAUCUACCCAUUCAAGGCAGCUCCGUUCCUUCCGAACAAGCAUUCUCAAGCGGAGGAAUCACUUCGACUAUCCGACGCAAUGCACUCGUGACUGACACGUUCACUGCACUACAACUACUGAAGGGAGCAUAUAGGAAUGGGCAUCUUUCUGCAGGAGUAGAGGCUGAGGGACAUGCGGCUUCAUUGGACAUUUGUUCUCAACCACAUCCAACAGCUCUGACAGCUCCGCCAUCUUCAGUGCAUCUUGCUCACACAACAUUGAACUUGUCACUCGCAUGGACGCCCGAUGGCACACGCCUUCUCACCUGUGGCGAUAGGGAAGAUCCUACUAUACACGAAUGGGAUACAACAACCUGGAAGCAGGUCGGUGAUCCCUGGACAGGCCACAUUAAUCGUAUCAAUUCCAUUGUCAUUCAUCCUGCUGGCAAACUCGUCGCCUCCGCAUCUAGUGACAACCAUGUUCGUUUCUGGCAGCUCUCAGAUCGACGAACCAUUGCCAUCUUCGAGCACUCAUUCGACACGUUAUGCACUAUUGCCGCAACAACAGCCUGCGAUGCAUGCAUAGAUGGUGAUUUAUCUACUGACGAAGAAUUACUCAUGCAAGAUAUCAAUACCGAUGCGAACAACCAUAUUCCCUACAUCCUAGCCAUCACGACCUCCCAUAUUGCUUGUGUAAAUGGAGACUUAUCUACCGCCGAAGGACUACUCACUCAAGAUAUCAACACCAGUCUGAACGACCAUACUUUCUACGCCCAUUGGUCAUUCGUCAUGGCGCGAAAAUGCGACUGGGACCGUGCCCUCCUGGACGCAAUCAAGUCCAUCAGGAUUCAGCCCUCAUUGAUGGGCUAUAUCUCCAAGGGUAUUGCCCUCUGUGGAAAAGGCUGCAUCCUGGAUGCGAGGGCAGCAUUUGAUGUUGCAUCCAUGUACAUGGACCAGGAUUCAGAAAUUGUUCAUUUUCUGCUAUUGAUCAAGGCCAUCACGCUCUUUCAACACGGCAGCCGUCGCCAGCACAUCCCUUGA
Molecule: messenger RNA, 1995 nt
Organism: Suillus plorans
Lineage: Eukaryota; Fungi; Basidiomycota; Agaricomycetes; Boletales; Suillaceae
Exons: 10
Coding region: 1-1995 (664 amino acids)
Molecular function (GO): protein dimerization activity
Source: RefSeq, a predicted model, not a curated record